This is a messenger RNA of Opisthorchis viverrini, 1236 nucleotides long. RefSeq lists its product as hypothetical. Gene Ontology annotation, molecular function: protein binding. NCBI's taxonomy places the organism in Eukaryota, Metazoa, Platyhelminthes, Trematoda, Opisthorchiida, Opisthorchiidae. The transcript has a single exon. The record is from RefSeq and is a predicted model, not a curated record. The annotation marks the transcript as partial.
UCGACUUCACCACAAGGCGACACUCAGCGCGGCACUCCCGGCCUCCCUGUGGCUAGGCCAAGACCAGCGGCUCAACCAAAUGUAGUUGCUGCGCGUAUCGGUCCUCCAAUGGGAUACCAUUCGUACACCGGACCCCCAUCGAAUACCAAUUUUCUCACUGCUGGUAGUCAUACUUUUGGACGGAGCCGUCUGACGCCCAUACAACGACCGCAAGGCCUGGAUCCGGUGGAAUUGCUGAAAGAACGCGAACAGCGUAUUCAAUCCAGGAUCGCUCAGCGCAUUAAAGAACUGAGUUCGCUCAGUGCUUUCUCAACGCCAGAGCAACGAGUUUCACUACUGAUUGAACUUCGCUCAUUGAGACUUUUGAAUUUUCAACGGCAGUUGCGUCAAGAUAUAGUCUCUUCUAUGCGUAGGGACACAAGCCUAGAGACUGCACUUAAUGUCAAAGCCUAUAGAAGACCAAAAAAACAGACCCUUCGGGAAGCUCGAUUCACAGAAAAAUUAGAAAAGCAGAUGAAAUAUGAACAGGAAAAACGUCGCCGUCAAAAACACCAAGAAUUUUUGAACGCUGUUCUCAGUCAUGGAAAAGACUUCCGUGAGUUUCAUCGAAAUGUUAACAGUCGCAUGAUGAAGAUCAAUAAGGCAGUACUCAAUUACAAGGCGAAUGCAGAGCGAGACAAACGGAAGGAACAGGAACGAAUUGAUCGUGAGCGUAUGCGCCGCCUGAUGGCUGAGGAUGAGGAGGGUUAUCGGUGUUUGAUUGAUGCUAAAAAAGAUCAACGUUUGCACCACUUAUUGACACAGACCGAUGAGUUCAUCUCAAACUUAACAAAGUUAGUUCGAGAGCACAAACGGGAACAGAGCAAGCAGCGCGUACGCGAAAAGGCUGACAGACGUAGAAUGGCACAGGAAACUGCGCUUCAGAACGCCAUCAACUACUAUCGUCGCUUGGCAGAAGAAUCUCUUCGUUCAGGGAACCCACCUCCGGCCUACUUGGCAACGCUUCCACCUGUUGAUAUGUUCCCAGAGGAAUUACAACAAGUCAAUCGUGACUGGAUUUGUGGAAAACAGCCAAAUGCGAGCGUUCAACUCCCUGAGGUGCAUAUUUCUGUGUAUCAGACAACCACCAAGGAGUUACUUGAAGGUAGCUCUGCUCCACUUGCUUCGGAGGUUUAUACUUGGCUUCAAGACCACCCAGGAUGGGAGGUGAGCUAUUCCAUGCCCAGUCUGUUUUGA